Molecule: messenger RNA, 569 nt
Organism: Desarmillaria tabescens
Lineage: Eukaryota; Fungi; Basidiomycota; Agaricomycetes; Agaricales; Physalacriaceae
Exons: 1
Coding region: 51-314 (87 amino acids)
Source: RefSeq, a predicted model, not a curated record
CGAGAACGCCCUCAGACACCACAGACACCGAACCAGUCGCGUCUCGGCACAUGAACCAGAUGAUCUUCCAUCAUCCACCCGCUCUUACCACCACCUCCCAACCCCGUAGCGUGGUGGCGUGUUGCGCCAUUGUACAUCCUGCUACCACCCACUUCCUCUUUCUGCUCUACCUAAUUGGAUGCUAUAAAGUUUGCGCCACUCAUUACACAGAGAACAGCACGUUCGAGACACUCUUCCUCCUGGUUAUAGUGUCAGUACUUAAGCAUCGUAUGUCGUAUCUUAUUCUGCCCUUCUCUGGCGUACGCAUCUUCUAGCAUACGGUUCUCGUUCACAUUAUAUCAACCCCCCUUUUGACCUGUAUCUUCUUGCCACAAACCCGUACCUUGUUGAUACCCACAAUGCGCUCGAGCACGCACACAUUCCCUCGAGCGUAACUGUAACUGCAGCCAGUAGAGUAAAUAUUAAUACUCACUCCCAAGCCGGGAGCAGAUACAAUUAUCUAGCAGCAUUAUUGAGAUCGAAGUAGAGCACUGCGUAUAUGCAUUCCAGUGCGGGUCUUCUCGCAGCCU